This is a messenger RNA of Mytilinidion resinicola, 1315 nucleotides long. RefSeq lists its product as uncharacterized. Bases 66 to 1151 code for a protein of 361 amino acids. The record is from RefSeq and is a predicted model, not a curated record. NCBI's taxonomy places the organism in Eukaryota, Fungi, Ascomycota, Dothideomycetes, Mytilinidiales, Mytilinidiaceae. The transcript has a single exon.
UCGUAAUCUGGCACUCUCGAUAUAAAGACUGGCGUGAAACUGAUGAGGACAGAUGCGAAGAGCACAUGAACGACGCGGAUUUGGACGACGUUCUGAAGCGCCUCUCGAGCUGCACCAGCUUGAUCAGUCUCCAUAUCAAAUUCAUAUUUCCUCAUAUGAGCUUGAACGGUUUUUGGGACCAGUACGGUCCCAUUGUCAGUAUAUCCGGGUUUGCCUUGGUAGCUUUCGCCCAGAGUCACCGGAAACUUAAGGAAUUGUCUCUAGGCAGCCAGAAUGAUAUUGCAUGCGAUAGAGUAUGCGACUACCACAUGGAGGAAUUCGCAGCAUGCCUACAAAACCUGACAUACUUGGGUUUAUACUUUAAAAACAGAUACCCAGGAGGUAGAGGUGACGGUGCAGGUAUUACGGAAAGAUCCUUGGAAAGUAUUGGGAGACACUGCAGAGGGCUCGAAAGAGUCGGGAUCAAGUGUUCCACAAGAGCCUCGCAAAUGAGCUUAUUACAACCUUGUCUAUUCCCGAAACUACAACGUCUUAUGCUUGGGGAGCAAAUAGACCGGUUGCCCAGGAUGAAAAGCAUCCGUGAUUUACAAGGGGUGCUGGAAAAGCAUUGUCCAAGGCUUCGAAUGCUAGGGUCCUGGAUUACGGUUGGACGUAGUCACAAGCAAUGCAGGGGACUCAAGCCAUAUCAUCCUAACAAACCAGUACAACUAUUGGAAUUCCUCCAGCAACGGGCGCGUAAGGUUCGCCAGAAACCUAAGCGACGCGGCAUGAGCAUGGAUAUGAAUGUCGAUCAGGAUGACCACAAAUCAACCAAGGAACACUCUUCCGUCCAAGUACUAGUGCCUUUCGCCGGCAACGAGGCCGACAACCGAAACAGCAGUGGCUGGCGUUCUGCUUGCGAAGCCUGGGGGCUCCGUCAGCCUCUUCCAGAUACGUGUGAAAUCUAUGAAGGAGAGGACGAAGAGGACGAUAAUAGUAGCGAGGCUAAUGAGAACGAAAGCGAGGCCGACCACAACGAUGGUGAAAACGAUGACAGUAAUAGUGAUACCGGCGAGGACAACUACUACACUGCUUGGCCUCUACGUGAGCACGAUAUUCCUCCCCCGACUACAAUAAAUGCUGGAAUUGCGAUUACUCUGGAGAAGGACUAGGGUGAGAUCCCGAUUACUGGUGGAUCGAUUGGCGUGACUUUUCCCCGGGGCGUUGGACAAAUUGGCAUCUUGAGAGCUAGGACUUCUGGCUCGGACUCUUCUUCUUUUGACAGAUUACCUAUCUUCCCGACCCUCCGCCCUGAUAGCAUGUUGAGCUCCGGCUA